GUUAUGUACAAAAGUAUAACUUUAUAACUAGUGCAUAAAAAACUCCACAGACUUUUACUGGAAAACAGCUUUGCACUAAUAGUGGAAAAGACCAACAACUAACAAUAUAGCAAUGAACGAGAGCUUUACUCAGCAUGCUUGAACGUUGAGGAGAGACCAGAACAUUUCCAUGUGAAGCCAGAAUGAAACUUGAUGUAGACCCUUAAUUUACAUGCAAAGCACAUGAAAGCUGAUCACAAAAGCAUGGGGCGGGUUGUUUCUCUCAUUUACGUGUUGUCGGUUGACCGUCAAACCAUCAUAAUCACUCGCCAUCAAGGCAAUCGCAACACAUCAAAGCAAGAAGAGCCUAAGCAAUACUUCAACUGAGGUCAGUCCAGCUAUUUCACUUUCAUUUAUUAAUGUCCAUGAUAUAGUGAUGUGCUUAUUCAUGCCUCCUGGAUUGAUCGCCCUCCAGGAUGGCUAAGGAAUGGACACUUCUGGUGUUCUGUGGCAUUCUAGAGUCGGGAUUGAGCGAGAAUCCAUCGUGGUUCAAGAACAUCUCAACCGAUCUUUUUAAAUCACCUGGAGAUAUUCUGAUAGGAGGACUUUUCCCCAUUAAUGAACUGACCAGUGAUCUGAGCAAACGGGUGAAGCCUGACGAUCUUGAGUGCAACAGAAUUAGCACAUUUGGUUUGUCCCUCGCACUGGCGAUGAAGUUCUCUUUGGACGAGAUCAACUCCAGAGACAAUCUCCUCCCUGGAAUCACGCUGGGAUUUGAGAGUUACGACACCUGCAUGCAACCAGCCGUUGUCAUGAGGCCCGUCCUCCAGCUUCUCACAAAAGAAACAACAGAAGAACUGGAUGUCACCUGUAACUACACCGACUACAAGACUCGUGUUAUAGCCAUCAUAGGACCAAACAGCUCCGAUUUGGUCCCAGUUAUUGGCAAGCUGAUUGGAUUUUUCUUGAUGCCACUGAUUAGCUACGGUGCCACCAGCGACAUGUUCAGCGACAAAGAGACCUUCCCGUCCUUCAUGCGCACAGUCCCUACUGAUCGCUGGCAGGUAACAGCCAUGGUGCAGCUUCUGAAAUUGUUCGGCUGGAACUGGGUGUCAGUAGUAGGUAGCGACGAUGAAUACGGACAGAAGGGUCAGCAGCAGUUCUCCAGCAUGGCCAAUGAAGAGUCCAUCUGUGUGGCAUAUCAGGGUUUGAUUCCUGUAUACAGCGAUCCUGGUCAAGCGGUGAAAGAGAUUCUCGAUCGCAUUGUGGACGCCAAAGUGGGAGUGGUGGUGGUCUUCUCUCUCCCCAAGCCGGCCAGAGACUUCUUCACAGAGGUAAUCAAACGAAACAUGACAGGCGUUUGGGUGGCAAGCACAGCAUGGGCAAUAAACGAUAUUGUAUCCACCCUGCCUGGGAUCAAUUCAAUAGGAACAGUGUUAGCAUUUGCAGACGUCACCAGACCCCUUGACCUCUUCACUCCUUAUAUCCGUGAGCUCUUCACCAAAAUUGGAGAGAUGGAAAUCCCCCAGCAGCCAGAUACAGAAAUCUCUCCUCUGGACAACCCUUGCACAAGAUGCAGCUACCUAAGCCAAGCCAACGUGAGCAUGGUAGAGCUCAAACUCGUGCAGCGGUCAGCUUUCAACGUGUAUACUGCCAUCUACUGUGUGGCAUAUGCACUGCAUGACUUGCUGGGAUGCAAUGCCACCCACUGUGAUCUGAAUCCCAAGACUGAUGAUGUUUAUCCAUGGCAGCUGUUACAGAGUCUCCAAAAAGUUUCUGUAGAUCUCGAUGGGGUCAAUUUAAAGUUUGAUCAAGAGGGUAAUCCAAGCUUUGGCUACGAUGUUAUGCAAUGGAACUUUAAUGACACCACUGUGCGCUUCUACGUAAUUGGAUACUUUUUUCAGAACCUCACGCUUAAUAAAAACAACAUAACAUGGCACACAAAAAACAGAAAGGUGCCUAUGUCCACUUGCUCCUCGGACUGUGGGAUAGGACAGGUGCGCAGAGUUAAAGGUUUCCACUCUUGCUGUUUCGACUGCAUUGACUGCAAGGAGGGAACGUUCCUGAACAACUCAGAUGAUAUCCAGUGUAAAUCAUGUCCUAUUGGCCAGUGGUCCACCCCACGAAGCACAAGCUGUAUCUAUCCCAUCUAUUUGUACCUGGACUGGAGCAACUUUGAGUCAAUCGGACUCAUUCUUGGAGGAAUUUUGGUGCUGGUUUCAAUUGUAUGGGUAGGAGCUCUAUUCUUCAUGCACAGAGGAACUCCACUGGUGAAAACCGCAGGUGGACCCCUGACUGGCCUUAUGCUACUGAGCCUAGCGGGAGAAUGUAUAAGCCUGGUGCUGUUCCUGGGUCAGCCAGGAGAUGUUGUGUGCCGUCUGCAGGAGCCACUCAAUGCCUUUUUUCCCACCGUGGCCCUUUCAGUCAUUCUUACCAUUUCCCUUCAGAUUGUGUGCAUCACAGAAUUCCCUGAAAAGUCUUCUGAGCAGCUGGAGAACAUACGAGGACGGGGAAGCUUGUUUGUGGUUCUGGGAUGUUGCGGGCUCCAGGCGGGACUGUGUGGUUGGUACGCCCAAGAAGCUCCCUCUCUGACCCACUACGUCGCCAGCUUGGAGGUGACAUAUGUGAAAACCUUUUUGCGUUGUCCAGUGGAGCCCAUGUUAAACUUCGGCUUGAUGCUUGGUUUUAAUGUUAUACUGGCACUGGUGUCAUUCAUGGCCACCUUCAUGGCUCUCAAGCCGCCUGGACAAUACAACCUGGCCAGAGACAUCACCAUCUCCACCUUGAGUUACUGUGUACUGUGGGUGAUGUUCAUCCCCAUCUACACAAGUCUAGGUGAUAAAGAGAAGUCUAUUGCUCAAGUAGGAGUCAGUUUACUUAGUAUUAUGGGGUUGGUAGCGACCUAUUUUUUCCCUAAAUGCCGCUUGUUAGUCAAACACCCAGAACUUAACACAGAUGAUCACUUCCGUACAUUUUUAGAAGGGGUCCCACCAACACCACCUGAAGAAAGCUAGAAACAACUGCUAAAUUAUCAUUUUUUAAAAAAAAAUUAUUGUUAUAAAGUUAUUUAAAAUAA
Molecule: messenger RNA, 3055 nt
Organism: Carassius auratus (goldfish)
Lineage: Eukaryota; Metazoa; Chordata; Actinopteri; Cypriniformes; Cyprinidae
Product: taste receptor type 1 member 3-like
Exons: 8
Coding region: 456-2993 (845 amino acids)
Biological process (GO): sensory perception of sweet taste; G protein-coupled receptor signaling pathway; sensory perception of umami taste
Cellular component (GO): plasma membrane
Molecular function (GO): G protein-coupled receptor activity
Source: RefSeq, a predicted model, not a curated record